Molecule: messenger RNA, 3836 nt
Organism: Seminavis robusta
Lineage: Eukaryota; Bacillariophyta; Bacillariophyceae; Naviculales; Naviculaceae
Source: the annotation of a GenBank genome assembly
ACCACCUUGGUGUCAAGUGUCUUCUUUCGCGAUCAAACGGCGACUUUCACAUCUUUCCCACAACAUUACCGCAACACAGGCAAGUUCGAAUUCAAUCCAUAAAGGCAAGCUACUGUAGUACAGUAUAUACGGUGGCCACCUCCAGCUAUCCAGAGCAAACCAAGUCAAGUCAGUCUUUUAUUUUAAAAGCUCCUCUUGUCUUGAAAGCUCCUCUUGUCUUGUCUUGCAAGCCAAGCCAAGCUUAACUGAAGCGAUCAUUGUCUGCUACUAGCGGUAGCGGUACAUGUAGCUAGCUAGAAGGACAAAGAAUCAAGUCUGAGGUCAGCUAUACGGUAUGCAUAAGUGAAGCAAGCAUCUCCUUCUCUUAUCUCUACAAACAUACAAGUACAAGUACCCAGUACCAGUACAAGCUUCAAGAUUCAAGAUUCAGCUUCAGUGGGCUUGGCCUUCACACUUUGCUUUUUACCUCAUCUUUCUGCCUGAAGCCUGAAGUCUGAUCAUUGACCUGAAGCCUGACCUCUCAAGCCUCAAGUCUUUCUGCAUCUGAUCUCAUUCAUUCAUUCAUUUGGUCUCAUUCAUCCAACAAGCCUGGUCUUUGAAAAGAUUCUUUCUGCUAUUGCAAGCAAGCAACUACGUGGUACUGAUACUGUAAAUCAGGGAGAUCAGGGAGAUCAGGAAAGAAAGAAAGAAAGAAUCCAAGAGAAAGAGUCAAGAUGACUUCCUUUGCCCCCAUUUCCUCUACUGAUUCCAUGAGACGCAAUCGCAUUGCGGCGCAACAGCACGAACCCGUCAUUCUUGCUUCCACGGGAACCAUUGUCACCGAUUUGCCAGAUUCCGCAUAUCCAAUACCUUUGCAAAUUGGAGACUACUCGCAGCGUUCGCAGCAACAAUCGGUUUACUAUUAUGAAACAACAACCACCACCUAUUCUUAUCGAGGAGGAUUCUCCACGUCACUCUGCGAUUUAUUCCAAGAUCCACGAGAUCGGUCUAGUUGUUGUGCCCUCACGUGCUGUGGAACCUUUCUACAAGAUCGGAAUCGAUUUCUACUCACGGGAGAAAUGCCACCGCCCUGGUGGAUGCGCAUCCUCGUCCAUGUCGGAGGAUUUGUCCUCUCUGUCAUUGUAUCGUCCAUUCUCGUUGCAUUAUUCUUCAACAAUCAACACUCUCUCCUGGCAGCCCUCUUGCCACCCGUCCUUUUUGUCAUGGCCAUGUUGCUACGAGGCACGACCAUGCGACAACAAUUACGAAAACAAUUGCAAAUUCGCAUGAUGGAAACAACAAACCCACAAUCACAAUCACACAACAAUGAUAACCACCAAUCUUCCCAACAGCUUCAUCUUUCAACCCGCAGUGAACAUUGGUGCUGUGCUUUGGUCAGCAAUGACCGUCGACGUACACUCGCACACCCCAAUAGCAAUACUACUACCAUGUCACGCACACAACGCGACGAACACGUUCUCCAAGAAGAGCGACAACGACGACAACAAGCUGAUUUUUGUUUCCGUAUUUGGCAAUUACUGUCGUGUCUGUGCUGUGAUAUUUGCUGUUUCAGUUGGUGUCACUGGUGUGGCAUGUGUGCCACCGGACAAGAAGAUCGAGAACUACGACGUUUGUUGCCACCACAAGUCUUUUGGAGAGAUUACAUUACCUUUCAACCCUACGGGGAAUAUUAUCCCCAAAUUGAAUGGUUGCGACAGCAGCAACAACAACAGCAACAACAAACGACCACUACCACAACUUUUUGGAAUCAUUUGGGAGCUCUCUCGCAGUUGUCUCAAAAAUUACUGUCGCUCUUGCAAUGUUCCAUUCUGCUGUUACUCGGAAUUGCCACAUUUCACAUUAUCAGCAGUUUUUCCAUUGGAAAAGUAUUUGUCGUCGUGGCGACAUUGGCACAGGCAUUUCUCAUACUCUACCUCGUCUAUUGGCGCCAUCAUCGAAUGGAUGUGAGUUUGGAUGCCAUUAUCAAAUUCUUUGCUUCGGGGUUCGUGCUGGCCAUGACGGCCGCAUUGGUCGUCGAACUCAUAUUGGACGCUAUUGGAGAAGUCAUUUUCAGUAUCGUCAUGACCAACGAAUACAUUCAAGAUCAUCCCGAAGUACUCACCAUGGACGAUGAUUACGCCAUUGCACAUGGACAAGUGGGACCCUUUUCCAACAUCGAAACCUUCAAGGGCAUGGCACAAAAACACUAUAUUACCUUGCUCGUUUAUCUAUUUUUCAAGGCCGUCGUCGUGGCAGCGUUGGUCGAGGAAAUGACCAAGUAUUAUUGCUUUUGGAUGGUCGAACAUCCCGAUUACAUUUAUGGAUCACUUCGGCAUGUCAAUCCGGAAAUGGGAGAAGAGGGAGCGUUUUGCAAUCAUCCCGCUGACAAUAAUAAUAAUCAUGGCACUACAAAUACAAAUACAAAUACAAAUACGACGACGAGCCAACAACAACAACAAUGCGUCGUCACGCCACCCACGUCCCCGUCCGAAUCGGCCACCACGGGAAUGCCGCCCUUUCGACCACGACAAACACCCAAUCACACCACGGCGGGGGCAGCCAUUACCGUCGGUAUGAUUGCAACCGCUGCUGGAUUUGCUUGUUCCGAAAAUCUCAUGUAUGUCUUUAGUCAGAAUUCCGUGGCGGGAGAAAUCACGGUUUUAAUGGUUCGAAGUGCCUUGCCUGUACACUCGAUAUGUGCCGCCAUUCAAAGCAUCGGGGUAGUACGGCGGGAUGUGGAGCAGGAUACCGACUACAAGAUUGGAUGGGCCAUCUUUCCGGCAGUGCUUUUGCACGGAAUGUUCGACUUUAUACUGCUCUCGCUUUCCAUGAUGGAAUACGUCUGGUCUCCCUCUUCCAGUAGUAGCACCAACAAUAAUAGUCAAGGCGGCGACAACAACAACAACAGCCAACACAGCAAUGCCGGGGCGCAUGACGAUUGGCUUGGAACCAACGAUGACGAGUACCCCGCCCCAGAGGAGUAUUCGGAAACGUUUGCUGAACAAAUGUUGAGUUUCAGUGUCGGGGCCGCCAUUACCAUGAUUGGCGUCGUUUAUUAUGUGAACGAGUCAGGCAAACAACGACACCGACUACAGGCUUUGGAAAUGACAACCGCAGAAGUGCCAUCGACUGCGGGGUUAGUGUUCACGUAAACUGCUGUGAUAACAAUUAGUAUCGACUGCACCGGUUCUCAUCAGAGCUCUCUGAAUGAUUCAGAGCUCUCUGCAAUUUUGCGUUGCCCACGCCCUGAUAUCUGCAUGGCGGCAAUGUCUAAAACUAAUGAUUGCACCAGCAUCCCAUGGUCAUCCAUUCUCAUGCAGACAUUGCAGCACACCAGUUGCCCAUACGUACCGGUAGCAGUCGCUCAUCAUGGGCAUAUUGGAGGCAAUCCCUUCGGGAUUGCCCUCGGUCGCCUUCUCCUUCUGCUGCUCAUCAUCCAUGGUCAAGUGGUUGGUUGUUGGCUAUCUCUCAGUCCGGAUGGACUGGGGGAGAGCCUCACAACGCUUGAGCUGAGCAUGACCCAGAAGGAGAUGUGAAGUCUAGGUCAGGAUUGAAACCUGAACCUGGACUGAAAGCUUCUUCUGACCACCGGGUGGGCGGGUGUUGGGAUGCAGGAAAACGAAGGCUUUGUACAUCAACUGUUGUUGGUGUACAAAGACAAGAGAAUAAGCACUUGGUGCUUGUUAUCUUGUUGGUGCCAGCUCAUCCAAUGCCAAUGCUGGGUGAGCAGGCACCACCUACACUUACCUGCCGGUCAUGCUGGCUUUAAGGUUGUGGACCCUCAUUUGCUCUGCUACUGGUGCUUCACUAUGAAUGGAGUUAGUCUCUGCCGGACAAUCCCUUCGGGAUUGCCCUCG